AAGUGAAAGUAAAUGCGCAGAGUUGAUGUCAACAUUUUAAACAGACAGAAUACAAUACAAAGUAUCUUUAAAUCAUUAUUGAGAUUUAUUAUAUAUGCUUCGGCAGGAACUGUGUGUAGUUUCUUGAUGGGAAUGUGAAUCGAGUCAGUGGAGAUCAAACUGAUCAGAUCCAUCAUGGGUAAAACACAAACAUCUGGAGAUGAAGAUUAUUUUCCAGGAUUCAGUUCAGUUCAUCAAAAGAGACCAGAAGCAGACUCCAGCUGUGUGUCUGUGAAGAGUGACUGGUCUAUGGAUCGAGCAAUAGUGUUUAACAGUGGUCUCAGCUCAGUUCAUCAGAAGAGAUCAGAACCAGAGUCCAGCUGUGUGUCUGUGAAGAGUCACAUGUCUGCGGUUAGGCAACGACAUUUCAAGACUAGAGAUACACGGCCUGGUCUCAGCAAUGAGGUCCUCAGCACAUUUAGAUCAAAUCUGGUGAAGAAGUUUGGUCGUCUGUAUGAGGGAACAGCGACGCAGAGGAACCCAACACUCCUGAAUGAGAUCUACACAGAGCUCUACAUCACAGAGAGUGAGAGUGGAGAGAUCAGUAAUGAGCAUGAGGUGAGACAGAUUGAGAAACUAUCCAGGAGAGCAGCAACAGAGAACACAGCCAUCAAAUGCAAUGACAUUUUUAGACCUUUACCUAGACAAGACAAAGCCAUCAGAACUGUGCUGACAAAGGGAGUCGCUGGCAUUGGAAAAACAGUCUCUGUGCAGAAGUUCAUCCUGGACUGGGCUGAAGGGAAAGAGAAUCAGGACGUCCAGCUCAUAUUUCCACUGCCUUUCAGAGAAAUCAAUCUGAUGAAGGACAAAACACUCAGCCUUUCAGAUCUUCUUCAUGUGUUUUUCCCUGAAACUAAAGAAAUGGAAAUAUCCAGUUAUGAAUAUAAAGUGUUGUUCAUCUUUGAUGGUCUGGAUGAGUGUCGUCUGUCUCUGAACUUUAAGAGUAAAGUGAAACUGUGUAAUAUAUCUGAAUCAGCCUCAGUGGAUGUGCUGCUGAUGAACCUGAUUGUGGGGAAUCUGCUUCCCUCUGCUCUCAUCUGGAUCACCUCCAGACCAGCAGCAGCUGAACUCGUCCCCUCUGAGUGUGUCCAUCGAGUGACAGAGGUACGAGGCUUCAAUGAGCCACAGAAGGAGGAAUACUUCAGGAAGAGAAUCAGUGAUCAGAGUCUGGCCAAUAUAAUCAUCUCACACCUGAAGUCCUCAAGAAGCCUCUACAUCAUGUGCCACAUCCCAGUGUUCUGCUGGAUCUCAGCCACUGUUUUAGAGAAGAUGCUGCGGAAAUCAAGGAAAGAAAAGAUUCCCAAGACUCUCACUCAAAUGUACACACACUUCCUGAUCCUUCAGACCAACAUCAAACAUGAGAAGGACUAUGAGAAGAAGGUGACAGAUGAAGACAUGAUCCUCAAACUGGGGAAGCUGGCUUUCCAGCAGCUUGUGAAAGGAAACCUGAUCUUCUAUGAGGAAGACCUGAGAGAGUGUGGCAUUGAUGUGAGAGAAGCAUCAGUGUACUCAGGAUUGUGCACUCAGAUCUUCAGAGAGGAGUUGGGCUUGUAUCAGGGGAAAGUCUUCUGCUUUGUUCAUCUGAGCAUUCAGGAACAUCUAGCAGCUCUAUAUGCACAUCUCUCCUUUACAAUCAACAACAUAUUUGUGUUUGACCAAACCAAACAAAGACAGUUGCCUAAGAGUUUUAACUGGAAGAAAUAUAAUUCAAUAUCUCACCUGCAUAAGAUAGCUGUAAAUAAUGCCUUAAAGAGUAAGAAUGGGCAUCUGGAUCUUUUCCUGCAUUUUCUUCUGGGUAUCUCACUGGAGUCCAAUCAGACUCUCUUACGAAAACUACUGACACUGACUGGAAGCUGCUCCUACAACAAAAAGAAUACAGUUCAGUACAUCAAACAGAAGAUCAGGAAGAAUCGUUCUCCAGAGAGAUCCAUCAAUCUGUUCCACUGUCUGAAUGAACUGGGUGAUGAUUCACUGAUGCAGGAGAUCCAACAUUAUCUGAUCUCUGGAAAAAUAAGAAAAGCCAAACUCUCGUCUUCACAGUGGUCAGCUCUGGUUUAUGUGUUGCUGACAUCAGAGCAGAAGAUGGAUGUUUUUGAUCUGAAACCGUUUAUUGGAACACGACAUACAGCAGAUGAAGUUCUUCAGAAUCUGUUACCUGUGGUUAAAGAAUCCAGAUCAGUUCGGCUACAGUUUUGUAAUCUCACUGCUCAGUCUUGUGAGAGUUUGUCAUCAGUUUUACAAUCCUCAAACUCUGUCAUGAGAGAGCUGGACCUGAGUAACAAUGACCUGCAGGAUUCGGAAGUGAAGCUGCUUUCUGAUGGACUGAAGAGUCCAAACUGUCACCUGGAGAUACUGAGGAUGUGCCUGAAAGCGUUCUGCCUGCUUAUUCAAGGGGACUGGGCUCGUCAAAAAUUGUCUGGCUGUAUGGUGACAGAAGAAGGCUGUCGUUAUAUGUCUUCAGCUCUGAGUUCAAACCCCUCACACCUGAGAGAGCUGGAUCUGAGCUACAAUCACCCAGGAGAUUCAGGAGUCAAGCUGCUCUCUCCAAACUCCACACUGGACAAACUCAAUGUGAAUCAUGGAGGAGAAUCCAGGAUUACAGCAGGACUAAAGAAAUAUGCCUGUUUUCUCACACUGGAUCCAAACACAGCACACACUGAACUACUUCUGUCUGAGGAGAACAGAGAGGUGACACGUGUGAGAGAGAAACAGCAGUAUCCUGAUCAUCCAGACAGAUUUGAUGCGUGGUGUCAGGUGUUGUGUAGAGAGAGUGUGUGUGGACGCUGUUACUGGGAGCUGGAGUGGAGUGGAGAUGAUGUGGAUAUAUCAGUGUCAUAUAAGAGCAUCAGCAGGAAGGGAUCGGGUGAUGAGUGUUGGUUUGGAUCUAAUAAUCAGUCCUGGAGUUUGUUCUGCACUCCUGACAGGUACUCAUUCAUACACAAAAACAUAAAGACUGAUCUCCCUGUAAAGUCCAUCAGCAGGAGAAUAGGAGUGUGUGAUAUCAGUAGAAUAGGAGUGUUUGAUAACAGUAGAAUAGGAGUGUUUGAUAAUGAUUAUAUCAGUAGAAUAGGAGUGUUUGUGGAUCACAGUGCAGGAACUCUGUCCUUCUACAGCGUCUCUGACACAAUGAGCCUCAUCCACACAGAACAGACCACAUUCACUCAGCCGCUCUAUCCUGGGUUUGGGGUUUAUAAAGGAUCAUCAGUGAAACUGUGUUGAUGAAUGAGAAUAGAUUGACGAGAGAUUCUGCACACACACUGAAACAUUCAGGAGCUCAGAAACGUGUUUGACUUUUUCAAUACUGAAUCGCUACGUUAUAUUUCUCAGCAACAAGGGGAGUAAAAUCGCUGUUUUUGAAGUAACUAAACUCCGCUUCAUUGCUUGUAGAGAGACGCAGGUAAUUCACACAUGCAACUUUCAUCUCUCUCUCUCUCAAAAUGGCCAUAUUUGAGAAAAAAAGUGGAGUAGUUUGCAUCACUGGAUAAAGCUGUCAGUUAUUUAACAUUUCUAUCAUGAAACAGUUGACUAAUAUUACAGUUUUUCUCAUUUGAUAAGACACACUUAAUGAAAUUGGGAUCCACUUGAUCUUCAUCAUCACAUUCUUAGCACAGCAGAAGUCUUCUCUUGCAAAUGCCUUAACACUUUUUCAUUUGUUUCACACAUCGUCAAAACAGUCACCACAGAUUUCAUCGAAAGACCCCAAACUCUAUUGGAUUAACUGUGUUGAACAAAAGGAAAACAUCUAUUCACAGCUGAUAGAAAGUACUUGCAUAAUUAUGAAUCUCUAAUCAUUUUGCAAACAAAUUUAGUCAUUUUGGCCAUUGAGCUUCAGUUACAGCCUGUGUGUUAACAGCUCUGAAAAUGUGAUGUCUGAGUGGACAAAUGUGUUUAAGCAAUUAAGCAACUUCCAUCUUACCUCGCUCUCUUUCAACGUUAAACAGACGCUUCCGUGAACAGUAAACCCUGUCUAAUUUGAUUUGAUUGGCCAUAUCAAUUAUUUUGACAUUGACAAGCGCUGAUCUGAAGCGUCUCGUACACGCAGUGGUCGCGCAAAAUUUGCCGGAGCCAUGCACAUCUGUAGACUAGAGCGCAGGUUAAUUCUCACACUUCAAUAGUAUUUAUAGAACCUAACAGGCUGUGUAACUAUGAGGAAUGAUUCCCUCAAAAUGUAGGUCGGUAUGCAGUUCCCCUACCCUGCUACUCGCGUGCCAGUGAUUAUCCCCCUGCGUGCCACAGGUUGCCAACCAGUUAUAGAGUCUCUUCAUGACAUUAAUACUGCAGCUGAGCUUCUGUCACUGAAAUAACAUGAAUCAGAAUAAAUGUGUGACUAUGUGUAUCUGUGCUUUUCUCAACCUGUUUGUGUUUAUGCAGAUCAGUUUUUACUGUAGUGUCACAUCAAUCAUUUGUAUUAUUAGGCUACUAUGAAAAGUAUACCUUUCACAAACAUGAUUCAUAAAUAACAAGUAAUAAAUAUAAUUAGAUGUUUCUCUAUUGUUUUUGUGCACAAAUAAUAAAAUAUUCAUGAUGAAUAUUUCUGUAUUUAUAUGUAACUUCAUGAAAUUAUAAGAGCAAAAAAUGGUCAAAAUAAAUGAAUUGUGAUGUUUA
Molecule: messenger RNA, 4644 nt
Organism: Onychostoma macrolepis
Lineage: Eukaryota; Metazoa; Chordata; Actinopteri; Cypriniformes; Cyprinidae
Product: NLR family CARD domain-containing protein 3-like
Exons: 10
Coding region: 175-3258 (1027 amino acids)
Molecular function (GO): protein binding
Source: RefSeq, a predicted model, not a curated record